AUGACCCAUUGCCAAAGCCAACGGCUUCGCCCGGAAUCACUCAGCAAGACUGGCCACACCGAUAUGACGCCGCACACCAAGAACCCACUGGCGACCUUUAGCGAGUUUAACCAGUUUGCAUUGUUGAACGACCAACAGUUCCGGCAAGUGCUGGAUAAGUCGUUUGGCAAGCACACAUUUUCCGCGUCGCCCCUUCCGGAAUCCGGGGUUGUCAAGGCGUCUGACCUUGACUGGGCGACUCACAAGUGCAACCUCCCGAUGGCAACCCAAGGGACGUGCGGGUGGGUCAUUCUGGGCCUUGUCCACCGUCGGUCGAAGCCGCGCACUGCAUUGUCACGGGGGAACUGUUGGAUUUGCCCGAGCAACAAAUGGCGUGUGUUGUCAAAUGGACUGGCCAUAUACGGUCCAAACCGGCAGCUGCGACAAAAACUGCCAGAAAACGUUGGCAAUACUGCCAUCACCUCGGGCGAAUCGUCGCUCGAAACGACUCUCAACGGCCAGCCCAUGACAGUGAUUGCCGAAUAUGGCAACGCAGCGUGGCGCAACUACAAGAACGGUGUGGUCACCCAACGCCCUGGAUCUGACUCCGACCACGCCGUGAUUGCUGUCGGCUAUGGUACUUCGUCGAGCCAACGCUUCAAGAUGAAAAACUCGGGGAAAGGUGAGUGGGGUGACAACGGGUACAUGUACUUGCGGCGAGGAGUGGGGGCAAAGACAUGUGCCACGUGGCCGAAGAGGUGUCGUAUCUGGAAUUGAGUGGGAACAAGUACCAAUCGCCGUCUCCGCGUCGAAUACCC
Molecule: messenger RNA, 797 nt
Organism: Aphanomyces astaci
Lineage: Eukaryota; Oomycota; Saprolegniomycetes; Saprolegniales; Verrucalvaceae
Exons: 3
Coding region: 1-756 (251 amino acids)
Cellular component (GO): lysosome
Molecular function (GO): cysteine-type endopeptidase activity
Source: RefSeq, a predicted model, not a curated record